Closterium sp. Naga37s-1 is the source of this 984-nucleotide messenger RNA. NCBI's taxonomy places the organism in Eukaryota, Viridiplantae, Streptophyta, Zygnematophyceae, Desmidiales, Closteriaceae. The record is from the annotation of a GenBank genome assembly.
AUGCCUCCCGUCACGUUUCUCUGCCUUCCCAUCUCCCCUCCCCUUCAUGACUCCAGUCACCCACCCACCCAUCCGUCCCCUGUAAACAUUUUCUCCCCUCGUUUCCACCCCCAUCCGUCCCCUUCUAUCCUCUUUUCCCCUCGUUUCCACCCCCAUCCGUCCCCUUCUAUCCUCUUUUCCCCUCGUUUCCACCCCCAUCCAUCCCCUUCUAUCCUCUUUUCCCCUCGUUUCCACCCCCAUCCCAGCUCGCUCCUAUCCCACCCCUACACCAACCCAUUCCUCACCCCUGCUGCCGCACACGCUGACAUCACCUUGGAUGCUCAUACUUCUCCCACUUCUCCUACACCUCCUCUCUUCGGACUCCCACCCUCCAGCUCUCUCACCCUGCUAGCCUUCCUGCUCGAAGCUGAGGAGUAUUUUAGCAGGGGAAGGGAUGGAGGUCCCUUCCCUUCACAUCCCCAGCCCAUUCUUCUGAUCUGCCCUCUCUUCCGUCCCAUCCGCACUAAGCACCCUUUUUCCUCUCAACUGUGCUUCCACCCCUUCCCUCCUCCCAACCCCCACCUCACUCGUCCCGUUCCCCCCCUCAUUUCUCGCUGCUCGGUCUGCAUUGCAUGUGGCAUCUUUAUCUUCCCUCUCCACGGUCUGCCAAUUCAGCCAGGCCACGUGUAUCUUGGUAUUUUGGUGGAACAGAGUGCGGGGUUGGUGGGGUUGGGGGGAGAGUCAGGGGACAGUGGGGUAGGAAGAGGUCUUGAGGGUGUCCACCCAUACACUCACCCUUACACCCCAGAUGAUGGAGGGUGUUUGAGAUGGUGGUUCGCGUCAAGCGUGCACUGCACAAGCUCUUGUCAUGCCUCCAAGCCCUCCUCCGCGCCCUCCGCCGCUCCAAAUGCUCCCGCCUCCACUUCUGCAGUGGGCGCCCACUGGUGCGUGGGCCGUCCCGUGCAUCAUGUGGUGGCUCACGCGCCACCGACUGCCUGCUGCUGA